This is a messenger RNA of Monomorium pharaonis (pharaoh ant), 1651 nucleotides long. RefSeq names its product ataxin-7-like protein 3 (gene Sgf11). Gene Ontology annotation, cellular component: SAGA complex; DUBm complex. Gene Ontology annotation, biological process: regulation of transcription by RNA polymerase II; positive regulation of DNA-templated transcription. Gene Ontology annotation, molecular function: transcription coactivator activity. The coding region runs from base 371 to 1405 and encodes 344 amino acids. The transcript is spliced from 3 exons. The record is from RefSeq and is a predicted model, not a curated record. Lineage: Eukaryota; Metazoa; Arthropoda; Insecta; Hymenoptera; Formicidae.
UUAAAAUUUUGUAGAAAUUUUUCCGCCAGGGAUACACUGCAAAAAAUCUAGAAAUCUCAAACAAAAAGGCAUUUUUGACACCCAGUGUACACCGUGACGGUAGUCAUUGUAAUCCGAAAACCGGCCGACCGUAACACGUGACGACCGGACGCGAAUAUCACAGGUGCCGUCCGUAACCAAGACCAAGCGGAGCGGCAUCGGGUAUUCGCGUAUACCGCGAUCCGCACCUCUUCCUCGCGGGGAAUCGAAAGAACGAGGAGUACUCGAUUGCCCUCCCGCCCUGGCGGCGCUCGCCUGGGUUGCCUCGCGUCAUCGUUUUGUCGUUUCUCCCUUUUUAGAUAGGAACAACUUGCUCAAUUUCGAAAUAAGGAUGUCCGUGACUGAGGAGAAGAUCCAGGAGUUGAAUCAAGAUUUCCUUGAGUACAUGAACAAACCAGAGAAUGUUGAUAGAGCCACAAAGGACAUUUAUGAAGAGUUGUUAGAUGAGGUCCUAAUGGGUUUUGUCUUUGAUGUACACCGUACAAUUAAGACUGGUAGUUGUGAUGUCGAGGAAGGCAUAUCUGACGACAAGUGCUACGCCAUUGUCGAUUCGCCCGGUCUGGACGUGUUUGGCCAGCAUCCCAUGAAGAAAUCUCAGGAGUGCAGUUGCCCGAACUGUGAACGUGGGGUCGCAGCUUGCAGAUUUGCUACUCAUCUGGCAAAGUGCAUGGGCAUGGGUAGAAACAGCUCGCGUAUCGCGUCGUUACGCAUCGCGAACAACUCCAAGGACCUCAACACCUACGGCGGCGUAUUAAGCGAUGACGAUGACGACGUCGACUGGAGUCUAACUAACGACAGUGGCAACAAGCGUAAGCGUUCACGCAAGGAUCGUAACGGCAUGAGCAAGCGUUCGGGCAAGCAACAACAGAAGCAACAGGGCAAUGCUGGUCCCAGUGGUAGCAGCGGUUCGCAGAGGAACGGCGAGUCCGCCAUCGUCGGCGGCGAGCACAGCAGCAACGAAAGUUCACCGUUAAAUUACGAAAACAUGUCGCUGAUGGACAAGCGAGCGUUGCUCACGCAGAUCUGCGGCGUUGUAUCCGAACAUACGAAGAAGCUGUGCACCAGAUCGAUACGCUGUCCUCAGCAUACCGACGAACAGCGCAGGGAGGUACGUGCCAAUUUGGAGUCCAACGGCCAGGACAAUUUGCACGUCGAUGUGGACACGUACGAGGAGAACGACGGCCAGAAUCUACGGGACACAUUGACGAGAUGGGACCGGGAAGGCUCGAGUCAUUCCAGUCCGGCCGAUUCCGCCUCUACCACAUCGACCUCGUCGAUCAGCCGAAAACGAGAGACCAAAUCCAAGGGCAAGGGAAAAGCCUCGUCGAAACGCGAUCGCGGUUCCCCGAUCUCGCAGGGGGACUGAGAGGCGGAGGAUCGAUCCGGGACUGUUUCUCAGUCCAGGAGCGUUCCCCGGUCCAGGCUUAUUCCUCGACGGCAGAGGAGUAUUGUACGAUAAUGUUCCUACGGGUUGUACAUAGAUUGAAGGAAGAGCGAUUCUUCCGUAUGACUGCGAAAUAUUUGCGUAAUAUUUAAUUCUAAAUAUUACCCACGGCGUCCUUUUGUAAUUAUUAUUUUUAAGAAAAUAAAUAACGGCGAAUUACAGAACGAA